AUGGCGAAUCCACAGUCGAGGAAGACUGAAGCUCCUGAGUGGUUGGUCGAGCAAAUUAAGAAGGAAACUGGUACCUCUCUGGCUGACAUUGAGAAGGAGUGGGCAGUGCAGCUAAAUGCCAGGCAUGACCAGUUGAGGACUCUUGAGCGCGAGGGUCUUACAACUGCAGUACGCUUUUUCCAGAAAGUCGCAGAGGAGGGCCCCGACCGGGUGUUUUUGGUUUACGGAGGGGCGAGUGAAGGAAAUGAUGAUGUGGAUAGCUGCACACAGUGCUGCACGAGGGUCUUGACCUACCGCCACGUAGAUCAUGCCAGCAACAGCGUCGCAGCGUGGGCAACCAAAUUAGAGGGUAAAGGACCUACCAAGUGUUGUUCUUGUGAGAUUAAAAAGAGUACUCAGUCGUGUGCAGAGUGCACACGCAACUCCCAUGUAGUUGCCUUGAUGAUGCACAGCAGUCCAGAAUACUUGAUAGUGUUGUUCGGCCUCUUGAAGGCAGGUAUCACUGUAGCGCUGUUGCAUCCUCAGCUUCGAGGGUGCCUCUUGCGCAAGGCGCUUGCAGAGGCAAGUGCAGAGACGCUGAUCUGCGACGACCUGACUCUCAGUUCCAUGAGGACAGCGUGGCUGAAGCCAUCUGGAGAAGAAGCUGACGCGGCGGUGGCUGCUGUUCGUCUCGAAGACGAAGGGCAGCCCGGCUCCUAUCCUUGCUCUGUGUACGUCUGUGGACUAGCAGAUGCGAAAGAGCAUGACGGGGAGCACAGCCUUAUUCCCCACGUGCACAGUAUUGUAAAGGAAUUCCUCACAGACGAAGAAGCAGCGCGGCACAAGAACACGGACAUACAAAAGGAUGGACAGCACAAGUGCAAGCCCUCUGGAUUCCCACUUUUAUUGAAGGAGCCGCUACGCAAAAUGGUCGGAUCCCUUUCCGAACGACCGGCUGGGGUAGGCGCACAUUGCGCUCAUAUGUCCCUCCCAUGUUGCUGUCUAUAUACCGCCGACCUCAAAGGGCACUUGCGUGCGACGUGGGUUUCGAACAGCCGUUUCCUCUCUGCAGGUUUUUGUUGGAUGCAAGCUGUGGAGUUGACUGAGUCUGACCGUCUCUUGCUAGGGGUGCAGCUGUCCCAUGAGGUGGGGCUCCACGCUCUAGCAGCAGCAAUUGCUUGUAGAGGGGCCUUGUUGCUGCGGUCUCGGAGCAGCUUGCUCAGUCUAUGGCCUGAUGUCAAGGCCAUGGAUGCAACUAUUCUGUGGCAUACGGGGAUGAUGUGGUCCCGGCUGCUGAAAGCCCACGAAAGCUUCCAGGGGGGUGACGAGGCGCAGCGUUUGGGCUCUUGGAGUGGCAAUCCCCAGCUGCGCGCUAGCAUAGGGACGGGGCUGGAUGGGGCACUGUGGCCAGUGGUGAAAACGGUUUUCAACAUACCCCGCCUACUCGAAUUCUACUCUCCACGGAACCUUCAAACUCCCCAAAUCCUUUUCAAUGCUUGGAACAUGCCGGGGGCUUGCGCUUUCGUGCCGGACUUCGCCUGGAAUUCUAAGGAACUCGAAAGGAUCGUAGAGUUCAAUGAGGAAACUAAUGAGGUCUACAGGGACCCUACAACCAAGAGGGGCAAGGAAGCCAGCCGAGAUGAGAAGACGCUUGUCCAGAGAGGCGAGCUGGUGUCCCACAUUGACCCUGAACACGGCCUAUGCCUCUUUACGAACUACGGUGAAACUGAGCAGUUUCUGUACAGAGACCUCCUGGAAGCAGGAGAUCUCUGGUGUCGAUCAGGGGAUAUAAUGGAGAGGGACGCUGCUGGAUUCCUUUAUCUGUCUAAGCGCAUAGGGUCCAGCUUCUUCAUUGAUGGAGAGGCGGCGCCGGUGCACGAACUGGCAAAGUCGCUUGAACACGAGUCCGGCGUUCGGGAAGCACACGUAGAAGGGCUACAGGUGUUCGCGAACCCGCAAGCAGAGGAUGAAGGAAAAGUUGAAGAGGAAUUGAGAGAGCAGCAGGACGGUUGGCCGGGGACAGUCUUCAAACUAUUGCAGAUGGGCCAGCAUCGCCACAGGCUUAAGUGCCUUAUUGCUUGCAUUCACGCAAAGCUCGAGGCCAGUGAAAAGGAAGGAACCGAAGGAAGUGGCAGCAAGGUGGCAGGCUGUGGUUCCUUAGAUCUCGACGAUAAUCUCGUUGUUCUGGGGGAAGAAAAAGAAAUACGCGGUUGGAAAAGGCAAGAGGGGGAUCUCGAGGAGGGCCUAGCUAUGAUUACAGUCCGAGCUUUCCUGCGGAGGAUCCGCAGCAGGCUUGACCGGGGCGUCCACUUGGCUAUCCGUCCGAAAGUCUUGAUGCUAUGCCUCUCUGCGUGCUCCAGCGAGGGCUGCGAGCACAAGCAAGAGGUUGUCAGCUGCACGUCUUGCUCUUGCAAGACUGACCAGAAAGAAUGCCAGUGCUCUUGCGGUUGUUGCUUGGGCUGUGAGAAGUGCUUCUGUAGGCGGGAGAGCCUGGAGGGCCUCUGCGACCUGGUAGCCAGCCAGGAUUGCUGCUCGCCAGGGAGUGCUUGCAAGGUGGACUGCAAGCGUUGUUGCUUCCUCUUCUACGCUGACUCAAACGGCGACGCCUUCGUUCCUCUUACAAAAGGAAGCUUUAGGGAGUUCGUGUGCGAGAGCUAUCCGACCUUCGGCCUCUAA
Messenger RNA from Eimeria maxima, 2655 nucleotides. RefSeq names its product Very-long-chain acyl-CoA synthetase, related. The record is from RefSeq and is a predicted model, not a curated record. The transcript has 4 exons. Lineage: Eukaryota; Apicomplexa; Conoidasida; Eucoccidiorida; Eimeriidae. The coding region runs from base 1 to 2655 and encodes 884 amino acids. Gene Ontology annotation, molecular function: long-chain fatty acid-CoA ligase activity; long-chain fatty acid transmembrane transporter activity.